Molecule: messenger RNA, 2416 nt
Organism: Stegastes partitus (bicolor damselfish)
Lineage: Eukaryota; Metazoa; Chordata; Actinopteri; Pomacentridae
Source: RefSeq, a predicted model, not a curated record
AUGCGUAGGCCGCGCCGCUCGGACCCUCGCGGUCUUGGCCGGACGACGACCCUGACGUCAUUGUCACCCCGAGCAGCUGAGCAGCGCGAGCCUGCGUGUGCAGAGCACCGUCUGGCAGAGGAGAGCAGCCGCAGCGCGAGUCUCAUGUCAUCACUGGACUUGAUGAAAAAGGAGUGUUUCGCAUCUGGGACCCUGUCCUCGGCUUCUUUCAAAAGAAGAUUCAUAAAGAAGAGGAGGGUCGCUCCGAAGGCGGCGCAGGAUGCGGACAGCGAGUGUCAGCUGUGCAGGUAUUCCAUACUUUCCCUGACUGGCAAUAGUCGAACCGUUCGUCGAAUCCUGACCGCCUGCCUCCUCUCCUUCCUGGCUCUGCUCGGCUCCGUUUCCUUCGACCUCAGCUCCAACUUCGACGUGCUGCACGCCACAGAGGCGGCUUACAACGAGCUGACUUCGUGCAGGACGGCUGCUUUCCUGCAACUCGUCAGUAAGCUUCAGAAGAUGAGGCACCUGUUCAACAAGGACGUGGAGAACGAGACGUUGGAGGCGAGCUUUUCGGAGAUUGUGUUGCCCGUCUUCGACCGUCUCUGCGAUGAAAUGGCGGGUCACAGUGACGGCCACGGGAUUAAUUGCAGCGUUGAGUUGUCUGGAUUUUGCAAUCAGGUAUUUUUAAAUGCUUCACUGGAUACAAGUGAAAAUGAUACCUCUGCUUUCUCUCUGGCCAUCGGAAGACUUCUGGACAUCUGGGGAACAAUAGAAGAUAGUUUAGUCAAAGUCAAGCAGAACUCUUACUGGAGAGACGUCCUGUCUGCACGACUUCUGGUGACAUUCAUAGAGCUCAACCACCAGCUGCAGGACUUCCGCCACAUGGCAGCUCUUACUGGCUUCCAGUACAAGUGGACGUACAUACUGAGCUACCUCAGCUUUGCCAGGCUCAUGACGGAGCGUUUGAACGAUUGCUGGCUAGAAAAUAUAGACCUUAAGUUAAACUCAAGCUUGGAUGUUCAACAUUCUUCUAUUUUAGACACGAGUCAGUGGCAGAUUUCUGGAGCUGGGGCUGAGCUUCUGUCUGGUUCUCACAGAGGAAUCGAAGCUCUGACAAACACCCAGCAGUGCUUGUUUGAUCGCGCCGUGCUGGCCCUCAGGUUGGCGUCUCGAUCCAUAUCUUCAGUCCUCAGCAUGAGGAUCUGCCUGCUGGCCUUGGCGUGCCUCAUCUACCCCGUGGUGAUGUUCUCGUUCAAGCAGAUGACGGAGUGGAUACAGAACUACACCCAGAGCUUGAAGGAGAAGACUGAGGACCUGAGGCGCCAGAGGCAGCUUGCUGAAGAUCUGCUGCACCAAAUGCUGCCCAAGUCUGUCGCCAAGCAGCUCCGCCAGCGCAAACACGUUGAAGCUGAGAGCUACGAAAAGGUCACCAUUUUUUUCUCAGACAUCGUGGGCUUCACGUCUAUUUCUGCGUCUUGUACUCCUCUCCAAGUGGUGGAAAUGCUCAACAACCUCUACAUGUGUUUUGACACGCGCAUUGACUCCUAUGACGUCUACAAGGUCGAGACGAUCGGAGACGCGUACAUGGUGGUGAGCGGUCUGCCUGAGAGGAACGGCGACAGACAUGCGGACGAGAUUGCCAAAAUGGCGCUGGAUCUGGUGGCGGCCGUCAGACAGGUCUCCAUCCCCCACAUGCCCGACGAGAGGCUGGAGCUCCGAGCCGGCAUCCACACAGGUCCGUGUGUGGCAGGAAUCGUGGGCUACAAGAUGCCCAGAUACUGUCUGUUCGGAGAUACUGUCAACACGGCCUCUCGGAUGGAGUCCACCAGCCUGCCUCAGAGAAUCCACGCCAGUUCAGAAACCUAUUUGGCUCUGAUCAAAGACAACGCCUACGAGCUGCAGCUUCGCGGGGAGAUAGAGGUGAAGGGCAAAGGCAAAAUGAACACUUACUGGCUGGUCGGACACAAAAACUACAGCGUGCAGAAUGACAGUCUGGUUUGCCACUGGAAUCCAAACAAGAACAGAAAGAAGAAGGUGGUGGCAGACAGCCAGGUCUCUGUGGACAACGUGAGUUAAAUUCAGUCCGGUUUGAGUUUUAGUUUUGCACGUUUGUCAUUCGAAGAGACACUUUUGUGCCUGUCCUGUAGCUGUCAUCUUACAUAGUUAAGUAUUGUUGAUAAAAUGUACAUUGCGCUUUGAACAACCCACUUUCUGCCUAUUUGGUUAUUGCUUACCUGCAUUAAAACCAGAAAGUUUUUAUUUAUUUAUUUGUUUUAGAUAUAGUUACGUUGUUUUAAAUCUCCUCGUAAUUCUGUAAGCUUAUCCUGAUGGUUAUUUAUGUGCUUUGUGUUCAUGACUUGCAAACAAAAAACCUGUUGGGUUCGUUUACACAUGUACGUUUUGAUGCUGUGUUCAUAAAUGUUGCGGUAAUCAGCAG